Molecule: messenger RNA, 603 nt
Organism: Molossus molossus (Pallas's mastiff bat)
Lineage: Eukaryota; Metazoa; Chordata; Mammalia; Chiroptera; Molossidae
Gene: TRIM40
Product: tripartite motif containing 40
Exons: 4
Coding region: 1-603 (200 amino acids)
Molecular function (GO): zinc ion binding
Source: RefSeq, a predicted model, not a curated record
AUGGUCUCUCUGCAGGAGAACAGCUGGGAAGAGGGCAUCUGCCCCAUCUGCCAGGAGAGCCCCACGGAGGCCGUGAGCACCGACUGCGGACACGUCUUCUGCCGAGUGUGCCUGGCCCAGCACGUGGACAAGGCCUCCGCCUCCGGAGUCUUCUGCUGCCCCCUCUGCAGGAAGCCCUGCUCUGAAGGGGUCCUGGGAGCAGGCCACAUCUGCCACAGCCACCAGAAGAGGGUGCGCUGGUUCUGUGAGGAGAGCAGGCUGCUUCUGUGUGUGGAAUGCCUGGUGUCCCCCGAACACAAGUCUCACUGUGAGCUGGCCAUUGAAAACGCCAUCAGUCACUACAAGGCAGAGAGCCAGCUGGGCGCCCCCCCGGAGGACGUGCCGGGAGAGGUGUGCAGGGCAGCCGCGCAGCUCAGCAGCCUGGUCUCUGACCUAGAGAGGACGGCCAGGGACCUGGGCGCCAGUACACUCAAGUACGCCAGUGACUUAAUGAUCAGCCGCCCCUGGGUGCACAGGCUCAUGCGAGGUGAGGCCGCCUCUGCACCUGUGGAGCCGGCAGGCCUGUUGAAGGAACAUUCUGAGCCCCUGCAGCACUGUCUGUAG